Messenger RNA from Cylindrotheca closterium, 588 nucleotides. Lineage: Eukaryota; Bacillariophyta; Bacillariophyceae; Bacillariales; Bacillariaceae. The record is from the annotation of a GenBank genome assembly.
AUGCCCUUUCAAGAGUUUGUCAAUAGCGGGUUUGGACUAUGGACUCCUGACUGCACCCAUGUAAACAGAGUCAGGAAGCAGAGGCGAGAAUUCGAGUCGGUAUUGAGCCAACAAAGCGUCAAUUCUGAAGAACGAGAGUCAAACGAACUACGAGGGCACGACGAAGUCGGCGAGGAUCGGGACCUUGAAGACAUGGCAUUGUCGUUGGUUGAAAACAGAAAUGAUCUACUUAAGCACUUGGCGAAGACCGUGGAAGCAAUGAAAAAACUGGAAGCUGAGAACGAAAAAACCCGAUCAGAGAAUGAUAGAAUCCGAGCAGAGAAUGAUCAAUUGAAAACUGAAAACGAAAAGUGGAAGUCUCAUGUCGAGAGCAUGAUUACAGACACUCGAGUGUCGCUGGAAGAAAUCAGGAGACAGGCAGGUGAAACUGUACGGCUCCAGAAGGAGAACGAAAAAUUAAGGAACGAAAACACUUACCGUCAUCUAAUAAUGCAACAGAUGAAGAAACGAUCGGAAAUGGAAGCCAAGACAGCCAAGACAGCCAAGAAGAACACAUCAGUCUUCGAUAUGUUCGGUCCAUGUGGAUAG